Molecule: messenger RNA, 5234 nt
Organism: Alligator sinensis (Chinese alligator)
Lineage: Eukaryota; Metazoa; Chordata; Crocodylia; Alligatoridae
Gene: MARCHF1
Product: membrane associated ring-CH-type finger 1
Exons: 12
Coding region: 421-1422 (333 amino acids)
Biological process (GO): protein polyubiquitination; immune response; antigen processing and presentation of peptide antigen via MHC class II
Cellular component (GO): early endosome membrane; cytoplasm; late endosome membrane
Molecular function (GO): ubiquitin protein ligase activity; zinc ion binding; MHC protein binding
Source: RefSeq, a predicted model, not a curated record
CGCCGGGGCCAGGAAAGACGCUGCCCCGCGAGGCUGGUAACGCGGGUGGCCGACAUUCCAAGACAGCCUUUCCUACAUCGAACCAGGAAAGGUGUGGAAGAAAAAACAGCUGGAUUCAGAUGAUGCCCAUGCUGAGGAUGGAAUCGGAGGGGGAGAAAUAUACUUUAACCCCAAUAAUAUAGCACAUUGACUUCUACAAACUAUAUGUCCUGAAGUAUUUUGGUCAAUGUGCACACUUCAGGGGUUGACAAUGUUUUUUGUGUUGGAGCCUACUUUUGUUGGCUGUUGUCUUCAUAAAUGUCUGACUUACUACAUAGGAAAUGUACCUGGGAAGAACCUUGAAGGGGGACACAGAUCUCUGUCAAAGCAAUUAUUUGUCAGGAGAUUCCUUUACUUAGCUGAGCUUGGCAAAGCAAGGAUAUGAACAAUUAUACAGAUUUCUGUAGUCCCAGCGCGGGAGACUGCCAGCAAUGGGAGAAGUUCAAUGGGCAGAAACAAAGAGAAGAGCAAGGAAGUCGAGAAUUUCAGAAAUUGAGAAGGGAUAAGUGGAAGGAGAAAAUGUUGGGCUGGUGUCAAGCGAUAGCUCGUAACCCUCACAGACUCCCAAACAGCACAAGAACACCCGAGGUCUCAGGUGAUGCUUCACAUAACUCUACCUUGAAUGACAAAUCCCCAGGGCGCUCUGCAAGUCGAUCAAGUAACAUCUCAAAGGCAAGCAGUCCCACAACAGGAACAGCUCCCAGGAGCCAGUCACGGCUGUCUGUCUGUCCUUCCACACAGGACAUCUGUCGGAUCUGUCACUGUGAGGGAGAUGAUGAAAGCCCCCUCAUCACACCAUGUCGCUGCACAGGAACCCUACGCUUUGUUCAUCAAGCCUGUCUGCACCAAUGGAUCAAGAGCUCAGACACACGCUGUUGUGAACUCUGCAAGUAUGACUUUAUAAUGGAGACCAAGCUCAAACCUCUUCGGAAGUGGGAGAAACUACAGAUGACAACAAGUGAGAGGAGGAAGAUAGUCUGUUCUGUCACAUUCCACAUUAUUGCUAUUACCUGCGUUGUUUGGUCAUUGUAUGUUUUAAUAGAUCGGACAGCUGAGGAAAUUAAGCAAGGCAAUGACAAUGGUGUCCUUGAAUGGCCAUUUUGGACAAAACUGGUUGUGGUGGCCAUUGGGUUCACUGGAGGCCUAGUCUUCAUGUACGUACAGUGUAAAGUCUACGUUCAAUUGUGGCGCAGGUUGAAGGCUUACAAUAGAGUGAUUUUUGUUCAAAACUGCCCAGACACUGCUAAAAAACUGGAGGAGAAGAAUUCUUCAUGCAUUCAGAACUCUGAAAUCAAGGAUGCUGUGGUAGUGCCAGUAUCACAGACAGGUACAAACUCACAGCCAUCAGCUGAAGAAAUGACUUCUGAGGUCAUGCCAGUUUGACAGAGGUGGCAGUCUUUCUUCACUUGAAGAAUAAAGUGUGAGUGUUUUCUACACCACAGCCGCUAAAGAAAGCAGAGAUGAUCAUGCAUACCAAGUAAAACAACACAAACCCUACCCAGGAAAAAAGGAUCCAGCGAAGCAACAUGUGUUACUUUAUGGAACGUGACCAUUUUGUGAAGUAGUUUCUCAACUAGUCAGCCAGGUAGUGACAGUGGAAGCGUAGAAAGUGCAAUAGACAACAGUUAACAGACAAUGCCAAACAGACAUGACAAGUUGACCUUUUUAAACUGGAUGGCCAGGAAGAUAUUGGAAAGACCUGCUAUUGUUGUUCUGUUUACAGGGAAAAACAAACAAACCCUUUCCACCUGUUUAUUACUACUAAGGGUCUUAUUUGCUAAUUAUCUUCUUAAAAUACACUUCAAAGUAAUACCAUUAAGGUCACUCAUGUAAACCCUCAAUCAACAAAGUUAAACAGACCUACACCAUGGCACUCCUCUAAGCCUCAAGAAGUUACAUGCUUGUGUGCUAUAUUGGGUGCCUGAAUGUUUUGGUAGUUGUAUGAGUUGAGGAUAGCUGAAGGGUAGUAUUGAUCCAUUUGAAUAUACAUUCACAUUUUUGCAAAAAUAUUCAACAGUCAGACUUUGAGUUCUCUAAUUGUCUCAACCCUUUCCUUGGUUCCAUAAAAUACAGAAGUUAUUUAGCCAGAAGGCUUCAGAAAAUUAUUAGAUAAAUGUCUGGAACAGGACCUCUGUUGCAGUACUUUAAAAACUAAGUAAAAGAAACAUGAAUUCUCUGUUAUAUAAGCAUACUGGAUAUAGAAAGCUUUGUUCCAAAAUGGUAAAAGAUUAAGCAUAAACAUAAGUAUUACAGGUGGAAGCAUGCAAUCCACUCCAAAAGAACUUGACAUUGAAUUAUAUGUCUGAAGACUUGGGGAGAUAGAGGGAAGUAAUGGGAAUUUUAAACAUAAGGCUUUAUUUUUUAGAGUUUGUGAUACAGCAAUUAAGGUAGUCACAAGCAAGCAUACCUAGUCUUAAAAUGAUGCUGGUAUCUCCUUGCUCUGAUUUGGUUGAAAAAGUUAUCAGUGGAUUCUUUUAUAUGGGUAAGACUGAGCUAUUAGCAAUUCAACAGUUCAGUUGUUACUUUUGUGUUUUGAGCAUUCUCAUGUUAAGUGAAGUGUGAAUAACAUUAACAGGUGCAAUAGAUAAAUGAAUGUAGAUAUAAUAAUGUGUCCAACAGAGUGAGUUAUAUAAAGAGAAGACUUUUGUGAUUUACUUCCAAUCUCUGUGGUGUUUAUUACUGGGACAGGAGAGGCAAGCUGGUGAGAAAUACGUGUGCAUUGGUUUGGGUAAGUCUGGGACAACACUUGAUAGCAGCUAGGGCUCCUUUUGAGCUUGUAUUUAGGAAAUUGACCUGGGGAGGGGGAUGGAAAGAACAAACACAUUCUUUCGAAGAGGUAGAAGACAAAUGUCUGUUGUACUGAUAUUGGUGUGCUAAUUUUCUCCUUUAUUUCAAUGAAGUUUGGACAGGAUACAGUUUCAUAUUAAACUGCAAAGGUAUAAAGGCACUUUUAGAACAUUUCAUUCUGUUAUGUUUUUACACUUUAAGUUUGGAAUAAUAACCUUAAAGUAAAUAACAGCCAGGAGGAAACUGGUUUAUUCUUUAAAUAUUUAUUAAUGGGGACUACAUAAUUGAUUGUUCUAAAAUUUGUGUUCCCAAGGUAAUUAUUAUCAGAUAUUUUUGGAAUUAAACUACAUUUUAUAAUUUUAAACCCCCAAACCCUGUUUCAUGCAAGAUGCUUAAAUCUAGAAUCCCAGCACAAGAUGCCAUUACUUCUUGUAUUCAAGCACAUGAUUUUUCCCUCUUUAGCCUAUUUGUUCCUUGGUUUGUAGUCAUGUCUUAGAACCAUGGAAAUAUUUAUGCCCUGAAGUCAUGCUAUUUACAAGACCAUACCAAGACUUCUCCCUCCCCCACGUGGCAACAGCUUUGCUGACGUGCAUUUGAAGCUUAGUUAAAGUUUAAACAUUGCAAAGGGAAAAAAUCUUUAACAAAAACUACCCUCAAUGAAAUAUAUAUCUGAACAAUGGGAUGAAGAGGGAAAAUGUAACAUUUAGUUAGACCAAAAGACCAUUAGAGUAAAAUUAACAUCGACUAUAGUUGGGCUUAAAUAAGGGCUUUGAUUCCUUAGAAUAGGGGUGCUCAACUUGGGCUCACGGGACAAAUAUGAGUCAUAGGGAUUCCAUGGAUCAGAAAACUUUGCAGCAGGGGAUGCUCUGCGAGGCUGGCUCCAGCCUUACUUAGGCCAUUGAAACAAAGGAGUAUCAGGGCCAGGCCCUAUCCCUGAACGUCCAGAUUGGUCCAUACUUCUCCCCUUCCAACCCUCCCAUGCCCUGAUCAGGGCAAUUCCAUCCCACCCUUCCACCCAGCAUACACAUCGGUGCUGCCCACCUCUUCCCCGCGUGUCCAGAUUGGGGCCGCUCUGUUUCCCUACCCCCUGAUACAUCAGGAUUGGGGCUGCCCUGCCCUGCCCGCCCCCCCAUGUCCAGAUCAGGACCACUUCACCCCCACCCUUGCCAGAUGGAUCGAGGUCAUGCUGCAGAACCUCUGCAGCCGGAAUGGGGCCAAUUGGCUGGAUGCAACCCACAGAGGGACCUGGCACUGCCCAUUUGGCCUGCAGGGCAAGAUGGUUGGGCACCACUGCCUUAGAAUGUUAUUGUAAAUGUUUUUUCUCCUUGUCCUCUCUCAAAGGAGGUUGAUUUGUGAUAGCUUGUGAAGACUUAGUGGUAGGCAGAAAGACACAUUUGCACUGUAUGAUAAGUCUUGCCUCCAAGAAAAAAAUAUGCAUGGUAGGCAAUACCUCAUUCAAUUCUUUGUCAUUUAUGGAAUUUAAUGGUCUGUAUUAAUCCAAUUACUUUAGUUUACCAGAGGCUUCUAUAACACAAAAAGAACACAUUUUUUUUUUUGGAAAAAUAGAAGUCUAGUACUUUUUUUCCCCUUUUUUAAUGACAUGAAGUAAUGGUAUUGCAAGUAGAAGUUAAAGAUCAGGGAACACUGACACAGACAUAAAUAGUCUUUCCACAGUGGACAGCAGUAAGUACCCAAAUCAGGUAAAACUUCAUCUUGGCAUGGUUAAGAAUUACAGGAACAAACCCUGGGACAGAUACCCACCAUGACCUGCCCUUUCCUAGAUAUACUUAGUUCCAUUAAACUGCAUUAAUUUGGAACGAAGUUCUGCCUCCUGGCUUGAGCAACACUCCUAAUUAAUUUGGGUGAAAGUUAUGAUUUAACAAAGGCUGCAGAACUACUAUACUAAUGAGCAAUUUUGGAAUAUCAACAAGAUGCUUCUGUUCUGUGUUAAACAUGUACAUCCUCUUUACUGGUUUCUUAAAAUGUUGCCAUUACAGGAAUGAAUUAUUCAAUGAUUGAUUUAAAAAUUGGUAGCAACACUGAACCAUUUAUUUUUAUGCUAGCAUUAUGAAGCUUCUUAAGAAAUCCAAUGAUGCCAUGUCAUAUAUUGCUAUGCUUAAAAGGCAGUAUUUAUUUUUCUGGCCUGCAGAAAGUAAGUUUCCUAUCACCAGGACUAGCUCUUUCUAAUUCUAAGCAUUACAGUGAAAUGUAAUAUGGGAUGGAAAUAUUUUACUGUGUGUAAUAUUGGAUCAAGUUUGUGUUGUUUGUUUUAUCCUCUUCUCUUUUGCAAAAUAAAAAAGAUGAAUUUUUGGGUGAAUGUGUGUCCUGAAAGACAGAAGGUAAGGGGAACAAAAAUUACUAGAACUGCUAACUGUUGUGGAACAAAUUUGUAUUUGUAUUAAACAAGU